GGGGUUGAUAUAUCGGGGUAUAUAGCUUCCCUGGCCUCCGUACAGUUUAGAAGGAGCAAGCUCGGCAAAACCAUGAAUCUCCUAACCUUCUUGUUACUAGCGACGGUCGCUGUUGCCAAGCAGCCUAACAUCUUGUUCAUUUUGACAGACGAUCAAGGAAAAUAUGUCGGUGGCUUAGAGCAUAUGCCCAAGUUGCAGAAAACACUCGUUCAACAAGGAACAAGUUACUCUAAGCACUUCUGCUCAAUUGCACUAUGCUGUCCCUCGCGAGCAAACCUCUGGACCGGCCGCAUGCCCCAUAACACGAACGUCACAGACGUCGGCCUUCCCUACGGCGGCUACCCUAAAGUAGUUUCAGCAGGCUGGAACGACAAUUACCUCCCUCUCUGGAUGCAAGAUGCAGGCUACAACACCUACUACGUCGGCAAAAUGUGGAACGCCCACACAGAAGAGAACUACAACGACCCGUACGUGCGUGGAUUCAACGGCUCAGACUUUCUCCUAGACCCUUACACCUACCGGUACUGGUAUGCGCGGAUGACGCGCAACGGCGCGCCGCCCGUAAAGUACGACGGGAACUACUCGACGGACGUGAUUGCGGAAAAAGCAUCCGGGUUCAUCGACGACGCGGUCAAACAAGACAGGCCGUGGAUGUUGACUGUAGCGCCGAACGCGCCGCACUCGAACGGGUCGCAUGACUCGGCGCGGAACGCGAACUGGUUCGGGGAGCCGGAGUUUGCACCGAGGCAUGCGGAUCUGUUUAAAGAUGUCAAGGCGCCGCGGGACGAAAGUUUCAACUCGUUGAUUGAGAAUGCCGUCAGUUGGGUGGAGAAUGUGCCAGAGUUGAACCAGACGCAUAUCGAUUAUAUUGAUGAGUUCCAGCGGUGUCGGCUGCGGGCGUUGCAGGCUGUUGAUGAGAUGAUUGGGGAGCUUGUGGAGAAGUUGGAGAGGCUGGGGGAGCUGGAUAAUACUUAUAUUUUCUUUUCAACGGAUAAUGGGUAUCAUCUGGGGCAGCAUCGGAUGCAGCCUGGGAAAAAUUGCGGUUAUGAAACUGAUAUAAAUGUCCCACUUAUCGUUCGAGGACCUGGUAUUGGUAAAAAUGUGACUUUGGACGCAAUUACCAGUCACACUGAUCUGGCACCGACCUUCCUUUCCAUAGCUGGAGCCACCAGGCAAGGUCUGGAUGGUAAGAAGAUUCCGACGACCAUCGCAGCCAGCACUGCCCACAACAGAAACGAGCAUGUUGCCAUUGAGUACUGGGGACUGGCCGUGCCGGAAGGAAUCUACGGCUACGCCAGUGACAAGCUGGACCAAGCGCACAACAGCUACCAGCGCAACACAUACAAGGGAAUAAGACUAGUGUCUGACGACUACAGUCUGUACUACGCAGUAUGGUGCACGAAUGAGAAAGAAUUUUACGAUCUCAAGGGCGAUCCGCACCAAACCAAGAAUCUCGGCGCUCAACCAGCCAAGCAAAGCUACAAGAUCGCAAAUCGCGAACUCCCGCAGAUCAUCUCUCGGCUCAAUGCCCUAGUGCUGGUUCUGAAGUCCUGUGAAGGCGACGCGUGUCGAGAGCCAUGGCUACAACUCCACCCAGCGGGCAAAGUGAAUAGUCUUGCUGAAGCGCUGGACUCGGGCUUCGAUACGUUCUAUGCGAAUCAGCCGACGGUUUCCUUCUCGUCUUGUGAGAAUGGGUAUAUCAUCCCUGCGGAGGGGCCGCAGGGGUUCAAUGCUUAUGGGGCGCAGAGUCGGAGGGGGUGGUUGGAUGGGAUUUGGUAA
Penicillium soppii is the source of this 1779-nucleotide messenger RNA. RefSeq names its product sulfatase family protein. Gene Ontology annotation, biological process: phenol-containing compound metabolic process. The annotation marks the transcript as partial. Gene Ontology annotation, molecular function: arylsulfatase activity; N-acetylglucosamine-6-sulfatase activity; glycosaminoglycan binding. The transcript has 6 exons. Lineage: Eukaryota; Fungi; Ascomycota; Eurotiomycetes; Eurotiales; Aspergillaceae. The record is from RefSeq and is a predicted model, not a curated record.